GUUGGGGGACACAGGGGUGCUCCAGACCCUCCCAGCACUGACUCUGCCCCUCUCUCCUCUUAGCCGGCUCCAGUGCCCAGACCCAAGCCCCCCCACUGCUCAAUGGACACCCCCAGCCCAGACCCGUUGCCUUCGCCUUUGCCCAGGGAGGAAGAGAAACCUCUGGCCUUACCUCCUCCUGUUCCCCGGGGCCGUCGAGGCCGACGUCCCGGGGGGGCCACCUCCUCGAAUCGGACGCUCAAAGCCUCCCUCCCUCGCAAGCGGGGCCGCCCCCCCAAGUCAGGGCAGGAGCCCCCGCUGGCGCAGGGAGUGACAGCCCCAGUGGGCAGCAGUGGUGGCAGCGACCUCCUGUUGAUCGAUGAUCAGGGUGUGCCCUAUACAGUCUCUGAAGGGUCAGCGGCAGGUGGGCCUGAGGGCUCUGGCCCCAAGAAGGCCCCGCACUUCUGCCCUGUGUGCCUGCGGGCCUUCCCCUACCUCUCCGACCUAGAGCGCCACAGCAUCUCGCACUCAGAGCUGAAGCCGCACCAGUGCAAGGAUUGCGGCAAGACCUUCAAGCGGUCCAGCCACCUGCGGCGGCACUGCAACAUCCAUGCCGGCCUGCGGCCCUUCCGCUGCCCACUCUGCCCCCGCCGCUUCCGCGAGGCCGGUGAGCUGGCCCACCACCACCGCAUCCACUCCGGGGAGCGUCCCUACCAGUGCCCCAUCUGCCGGCUGCGCUUUACAGAGGCCAACACGCUCCGGCGCCAUGCCAAACGCAAGCACCCGGAGGCCAUGGGGGUACCCUUGUGUCCCCCGGACCCAGGGCCUGAACCGCCGUGGGAUGACGAGGGCAUCCCAGCCACAGCAGGGGCCGAGGAAGAGGAGCCGGAGGGGAAGGAGUCAGCCUGACCCACACCGCCGGCCACUGCUCCCUGGGCCAGGGCCAGGUUUAGAGUUGGCAGUUGGGCUGGUGCUGGGCCUGGGGAAGGGGGCCGGGGCACCUUUGUUUCUGAAGGUCUUCCCGUUGUGGGAGGGGGUGAAGGGCGGAGACCUAAACUUCUGGGUCCUGCUGCCUUCUGCCCGCUUCUUCCGGACUGACAGGCCCUUGGAGGCAGGGGCUCUGGAAAUAAAUCUCUGCCUACUGGC
Molecule: messenger RNA, 1125 nt
Organism: Propithecus coquereli (Coquerel's sifaka)
Lineage: Eukaryota; Metazoa; Chordata; Mammalia; Primates; Indriidae
Gene: ZNF524
Product: zinc finger protein 524
Exons: 1
Coding region: 103-888 (261 amino acids)
Cellular component (GO): nucleus
Source: RefSeq, a predicted model, not a curated record